Dermacentor andersoni is the source of this 547-nucleotide messenger RNA. NCBI's taxonomy places the organism in Eukaryota, Metazoa, Arthropoda, Arachnida, Ixodida, Ixodidae. The record is from RefSeq and is a predicted model, not a curated record.
ACACCGGAGCGGCAAAUAUGUUUCCGCGUAUAUUGCUUGGAGGGAGAGCGGCGUGCUGAGCAUGGGAACCGGUAUAUAGGCGCGGGCUAGCUCAACCGCCAUCGCCUUUGAAGACGCCUCCUGAUUCGCUCUCGCACCGCGCACUGCGCCCUCUCGGAUAACACACGUCGGCCGCACUCCUCAGGCGGGAACAUGAAGACCGUGCUGUCCCUCAUCACUCUCUGCUUUGCGGCUGCUGUCCUGCUGGCUGGCUACGGUUACGGAUACGGCUUAGGGCCAUAUAAUGGCUAUGGAGGAUACGGCGGCUACGGAGGUUACGGCGCAGAUGGCCUCUACGGCGCAUACGGUUUGGCGGGGGGCUUUGGCGGCUACGGGCUUGGCGGCUACGGGCUUGGCGGCUUAGGAGCACUCGACUACUACUGACGGAUCUUCUGCGCUGCAUUAAACGGACUGGCAAUGUGCUGAAGCCACUUUUCGUGAAUUUUUUCUGUCUCUAUUCUUCUAUUUUUUCUUCCUUUUUUUGAUAAAGCGAAUACUAGGACAAGUG